AUGCCAUCCCUGAUUACUGCAGGUCUCCACUGCCUAUUUCUACUGGUGACAGCAUGUUGCCAGACAUCACAGGACUCAAACUUUGAUCCGUUCAUCCCAUAUGUUAUUGAUGGUGCGCUAGGAGAGGAAAGCUUCCAGUCAGAAAUGCAAAGGCAAAAGCGAAAUAUGCUUAUUUUUGACAUUCCCUCUCUGGAGUACACUGUUGACAUUGAAGUAAGCCUUACAGAUUCAUCUUUCCUGGAGCCAGUCAAAGAUUAUUUCAAAAAACUUAAUCUUCCAGUUUCAACAAAUAUUUCAAAUGUAGAAAUGACAAUUUCAAACAUCAACAUUACAACAGUCUGCCUGCCCAGUGGUGAGAACAAUAGCUGUUGUUCUUGUGAAAAUGGAUAUGCCUGGCCAAGCGCAGUGUGCAGCGACUUGAUAACCUGCCCUUCUGUCAGCGUAGCACCUGACCUGCCCUGUGGCUACAUGAAGGAAAUGCCUUUCUAUGGGCCUUACUGUAAGCCUCAGACUGAAGACUCAUGUGGUAUGGGAGACCCCAUUGUAAUGAAUAUGUCAGUCAGACUCGACACAGACUUUUGGGAUGAUCUCAGAGAUUCUUCUUCUGAAUUAUACAAAAAAUAUAAAGCUGACCUUGAAAAAGCGUUUAAUGCUAGCUACAGAUGUUUACCAGGCUUUGUAUCAGCAACAGUAACUGGUUUUAGGCCUGGCAGUGUUUUUGUGAACUACGAAGUAAAAGCAGGAGCAGCAAGCUUCAAUCAGAUAGCAAGUUCCAACAGAAUUGUACCGCAAUAUCUAGAUGCAUUGUACCACCUACAAGAACAUACCUUCACAACAGAAAUAACUAAUCAGACAAACUUCACUGUGACUCCUGUAGACAUUUCUGAAGGGGACACAGUAAGACUGAGUUGUGGGAUAAAUUCAACAUCUGAGGAUGUGGUCUGGUAUCACUUUGAUCAGAUCAUCUCAACCGGCUUCGCGUAUGUGACAGAGAGUAGAAUUUCAAGGAUAAACUCAAGGUCGAUUCUUACAAUUACCAACAUUACAAUGAAGGAUUCUGGUUCCUCCUAUACGUGUGCUUUCACAACCAGCAGACAGGGUCUCACACUGAUAUACAAGGCCACGAAAACAAUAACAGUCUCUCCACUACACGUCACUUCUAAAUCAAAUGACACUGAUGUUAUAUGCAACGAUCCAGAAAUGCAGACAGACAGUUCUCUGCUGUCUUGUUGUAUUGACAGACACUUACCAUCACUUACUGCUGUCUGGAAAGUAAAUGGAGCACUGAAUAUUACAGGAGUCUCAAGUUUCAGUGACAACUGCACUAAAUACAAGCUCAGCAUCAAUGAAUCACUAUGCCCACCUGAGAAGUCAGGUACAGUGACAACAUAUACAUGUGAGCUGCAGACUGGACACGGUGGCAAGUGCAGUCAAAACAUCAGAGUGACAUACCUCCGGACAGCACAUGUGACAAUAUCUUCACGCCUAAACUCGUCCGUUUCCGAGGGAUAUCCGUUCAAUCUAACAUGUGAAAGUGAUGUGAGCAAUUAUGACAGUAUCAGUUGGAAAAUCCAGUCUGGAAAUAACAUAAAAACAGUAGACUGUAAUAACUGCAUCGAAAACAGCAAAUUUCCAGCCACAUCUGUGCUGAAAGUGAAGUCUGCCGCACAGGAUUGGAAUGGCACCUACAUCUGCACAUUCUCCCAAAAGCAUUUGGAGAGUUCUGCCAAUGUGACAAUCGAGGUUAUUCCCUUGCCUCUUAAGCAGAACAUCCUGACAGACCCCAUCGCAGCGUCUAUACAGUGUGAAGUGCAACGAGCCCUUGAGUGCUGCAUAAGUGCUAAUACCACAGAAGUUUACACUGUCAAAUUCAUCGUUCAAGAAAAUGAAUUUCAUGUUGGGAAAAACAAAAAAGGAAAUUUGUUUUGCUACAUGUGCAAUUAUACAGCAACAGAAUGCAGCAAAAAGAAAGAGCUCACAGCAUAUUGCAAGUUUAUUAACCACAUUGGACAGGAAGUCAACAGUGAAAAUAUAACACUGCACCUGAUACCUGACAAGGAAGUUUCCUGCUCAGACAGCCUUGGCAUUGGAAUAGAAGGGACCACAUUAACAAAGCCAUGCGUUGAAUUAAAUAAUCCAGACGGUUUUACCCGAGGCAAUAAAAUUUACAAGUGCUCCAACAAAUCAUGGAAGCUUGAAAGGGAUAACUGCCUGUCUGUAACAAUAAACAACCUGCUGAGUAGGGCUGAGUCCUUGGUCAACAGUCCUGAGGCAAAAGCAAACCUACCUAACUACCUUACAGAGCUUAAGAAUAUCACAGAAAAAGAGCAAAACACAAUAAGUGGUUCUUCUGCGAACCUAGGCGCAAUCGUUACCAUCCUGAGUACAAUCUCCUCUAUCCCGGCAAAUGCAGAGAAGACCACUAUUCAAAAUUUCCUCUCCACAGUGGACUUUAUUGUUGCUGAUUCCACAACUAAAGCUUGGGAAGACCUGAAUAAAGAGGAGAUACUCCAAAGUUCUUUGUUGUUGAGUUCGGUAGAAAAUUUUUCCCUGCACCUCCAACCAGUUAAUAAUACCAUUCCUCCUGUCUCUGUAAACACCCUUCAGCUACAGGGUGUAGUUGUCACAGGAAGUAACAACACAGAUUAUGCUAAGAGCUUCAGCAGUACAGAUGACCUCACAGUUAAUGUGCACAUUGGUGAAACUGAAAUUCGUACUCUAACCCAAAAUUCAACCAUUGUCAGCGUGAUGUACUCAAAACUUGGACAUAUUUUGCCCUGGAAUGAGCCCGAGUAUGUGAAUGGCUUACUGAUAUCAACAACUGUAAGCAGCAACAUAAGCCAGAAUUUCAAUAUUAAUAUGAACUUUGCAAAGAAAGACUCAUCUCUACGGAUGCCCCAGUGUGUCUUUUGGAACUUCACUCUCCUUGGAAGUAGAGGGGGCUGGGAUACUCGAGGCUGUACAACCACAGAGGUAGAAAACCAUGUCAUUUGCUCCUGCAAUCACUUGACAUCAUUUUCCAUUCUGAUGUCACCUGAUAAACCCUCCCAGGUUAUCUUUGAAGAUUAUAUUACAUACAUUGGCCUGGCCAUUUCAAUCUUGAGUUUGGUGGCCUGCAUUAUAAUUGAAUCCUUAGUCUGGAAAUACGUGACAAACAACACAACCUCCUACAUGCGCCAUGUCUGUAUACUCAACAUAGCUAUGUCACUCCUGAUUGCUGACAUUUGGUUCAUUGUCACUGCCUCCAUCAAUUACCAAAACCAACAGAUGAACAGAGAUAUCUGUUUUGUGGCCACCUUCUUCAUCCAUUUAUUCUACCUGUGUGCCUUUUUCUGGAUGCUCAGCCUGGGCCUCAUUCUUUUCUACAGACUGGUCUUCAUCUUACAUAAUACAAGCAAGACCGCUCAGAAAGCAGUGGCAUUCUGUCUGGGAUAUGGUUGCCCCUUUGUCAUUGCAGCGAUCACCAUUGCUGUCACACUGCCAAGGAACAGUUAUACCAGGAAGAAUGUCUGCUGGCUCAACUGGAAGGACAGCAAAGCUCUCUUGGCCUUUGUCAUACCUGCCCUGAUCAUUGUGGCCAUGAAUUUGUUCAUCACUGCAGUUGUUAUAAUAAAAAUACUGAGGCCAACUAUUGGGGAUAGGUCAAACAGGCAGGAGAGGAACUCUUUGUUUCAAAUUGGCAAAAGUGUGGCCAUCUUGACACCACUGUUAGGUCUCACGUGGGGAUUUGGCCUUGCCACCGUCAUCAGAAACAGUCAUCGAGCUUUCCACAUCCUCUUUACUCUGCUCAAUGCUUUGCAGGGAUUAUUCAUUUUGGUGUUUGGGACUCUCUGGGACAAGAAGAUACAAGAGGCCCUGCUGAAGAGGAAUUCAACGUCCAAAUGGAGUUCGCAGCAAACAAGGGUUAGAACCUUGAGCUAA
This is a messenger RNA of Leptosomus discolor (cuckoo roller), 3921 nucleotides long. NCBI's taxonomy places the organism in Eukaryota, Metazoa, Chordata, Aves, Leptosomiformes, Leptosomidae. The record is from RefSeq and is a predicted model, not a curated record.